Molecule: messenger RNA, 2230 nt
Organism: Mizuhopecten yessoensis (Yesso scallop)
Lineage: Eukaryota; Metazoa; Mollusca; Bivalvia; Pectinida; Pectinidae
Product: macrophage mannose receptor 1-like
Exons: 14
Coding region: 81-1910 (609 amino acids)
Molecular function (GO): signaling receptor activity
Source: RefSeq, a predicted model, not a curated record
AAAGUCGAAGCUAGGUGUUGUGGGGCGGAGUGGUUAAUUGAUGGCGGAUCGGCAUCCUAUUCAGUAAAACAGGCGUCAAUAUGUUGAAGGUUUUUCUCUUACUGACAGCCUUGAUUGGUGUGUUUGGCGACACCGUUGACCUUGGCUGUAACCCUGGGUGGUAUCCCAAUGCUGGGUAUUGCUAUCUCUUCAACACCAACAAGCGUGUGACACACCAACAGGCUGCUGACGAGUGUAACAAUUACUUAGCAACACUUGUCAGGGUCGAGUCAGCGAACGAAAAGAUGUUUAUAGACACCACUAUUCCACAGUUUACGUCAGAUGGGUUCUGGACAGACAUGACAGACCUUCGUUUUGACGGGACAUCCACAGGGACAGGAGUCUGGGAAUGGGGAGGCUACGAGAAAGUUAAUAUGUCCGCAAUCGCGUGGGAAAAAUAUCCUACCAAUAACCCAAAGGACUCAUGUGGAGCAAUCAAUAUCCAAGGCGUUUUCCAAAACUGGAGAUGUGAUCAGCGCCUCGGAUAUAUAUGUGAGCUGGACGUUGGCACAGACGGUGGAUGUCCAUUUGGUUGGAUGUUUGGAACAGACACCUGUUUCUACUUUAGCAACACCAGUGAUCCUAGUCUGCUAUUGUCUUGGACUGAUGCAAAGGCCAUGUGCGCAGCCAAAGUCGUAGGCAAUGUCAAGGGGAAGCUUGUAACGCUUGACAGGCCCAUUGAUGCUGCUUAUAUCGUGAAUGAAAUGCCAGAGAUAGCCAAUUCUACGAUAAUGUAUUGGACCGGGCUUACAAAAACUGCCACCGCCUGGGCUUGGGACGGAGGGGACCCAUACAACGCCGGAUAUUUUUCCUGGGCCACCGAACCGGACCACAUAAACAACAACGAACACUGUGCUAUUCUCAAAACUGACGGUAAAUUUAGCGACCAGAACUGCAACAGACAGAUGAACUUUGUCUGUCGACUCGGCACGACGACAGUGAAUUCGGAUUACUACAUGGGAUGCAACGGCUGGACCCGAGCCGGUCACAAGUGCUAUCAGAUAUAUGACGGACCCAAAAGCAGCUGGACUGAUGCCAAUUCAAAAUGCCAGAGUCUCAGCUCAAGACUACUAAAAGUAGAAACUCUGGACGAAAGGGACUGGGUUGAAUGGCAGCUGACUGACGAGUCUCAUCCAAACGUCUAUUGGUCAGGCUUGAACGACAGGGCCACUGAAGGAACGUAUCGUUGGGCGGACGGCGCCUUAGCUAAUAGUUCGUUGAUUCGUUGGAAUCAGGAACCAAACUCGUGGUUUGGGGACGAAGAUUGUGCUGGCAUUCGUCAAGAUGGCAACUAUAAUGAUAGGGACUGUUUCCUGCAAGCACCCGCCAUUUGUGAAUAUACCGGCAGUCCAUGUCCUACAGGAUGGGUUACCUGGGCAGGUACGAGUACUGUUUGCUACUAUGUUACUGCCGUCAAUCAGACAUUCACAUGGGACGAGGCAAACACUUUCUGUAGUAAGGAUAUGGCACAGAUCGGUCAAAUGAAGCCAGCACUUCUAGCCGUAAAUAGCCAGGCAGAACAGACCUUCAUAAACAACUUGUUGACGAAGCAAGCCCUCAAUCCCAAAUCUUGGUGGACGGGACUGAACGACGUUAAAAAUGAAGGCAUCUGGACUUAUCCCGACAGGUCAAACCUGCCUCCAAACAUGGCCGUCAUACCUUGGAAUUCUGAACCCAAUGACAAGCUGGGCAAUAAAGAUUGUGUGAUGUUGGCGUGGUCUGGGCGUUAUAUUGACAUCAACUGCAAAGCAAAAAUAGGAUUCAUUUGCGAAAAAUGGCCGUACGGACUAAAUCCAAACAAAGCAAGCACGAGAUCGCUAUCAUCUUUACUGAUAGCAUUAGUCGUAUCUGUAACGUUCAUUCUCCAUUGAAAUGUUGUAAAAUAUAAAAUAUUUAUUUCAUUGAACUAGAACUGUCUAUGCGUACGAAAGUACAAACACUUCAAUAUACCUGUUAAUUUAAAGAACGUUUCAAAGCAAUUCUAAAGUCUUGAUCAAAUCCCUUAGACAGUGAGUAAUUUUCCUCCCUAAACGAUCUUUUUUAUCUGAACGAUUACUCAUUCUACAGACUCCCUUGUCUAAGAACGAUACUUUCAUAUAUUAUCAAUGAGCAUACAUCUGUGCAAUAUAGUUACUGAGUGCAAUAUAUAUACAAUGUAGUGUUUAACUAGUUUAAUAAAGUGAAAAACCAA